Aspergillus alliaceus is the source of this 1617-nucleotide messenger RNA. Its product is annotated as isocitrate lyase 1. Gene Ontology annotation, molecular function: isocitrate lyase activity. The transcript has 5 exons. Gene Ontology annotation, biological process: carboxylic acid metabolic process. The coding region runs from base 1 to 1617 and encodes 538 amino acids. Lineage: Eukaryota; Fungi; Ascomycota; Eurotiomycetes; Eurotiales; Aspergillaceae. The record is from RefSeq and is a predicted model, not a curated record.
AUGGGUUAUCUUGAGGACGAGGACAAGAAAUACUUGGAUGACGUCCAAGCCGUCAAGGCCUGGUGGAACGAUUCCAGAUGGCGACACACCAAGCGCCCCUUCACAGCAGAGCAGAUUGUGGCGAAGCGUGGAAAUCUGAAGAUUGAGUACCCUUCAAACACCCAGGCCAAGAAGCUGUGGAAGAUCGUUGAGAGCAACUUCGAGAAAAAAGUGGCCAGCUUCACUUACGGUUGUCUCGAACCCACAAUGGUUACCCAAAUGGCGAAAUACCUUGACACCGUUUAUGUCUCUGGGUGGCAGAGUUCUUCCACUGCUUCCUCCACCGAUGAGCCGUCUCCGGAUCUUGCUGAUUACCCCAUGAACACUGUGCCCAACAAGGUCAACCAGCUCUGGAUGGCCCAGCUGUUCCAUGACCGGAAACAGCGCGAGGAACGAAUCACGACACCCAAGGAGAAGCGCGGAAACUUGCCAAACAUUGACUACCUACGUCCCAUCAUUGCCGACGCUGACACUGGACACGGUGGUUUGACUGCGGUCAUGAAGCUGACCAAGCUGUUCAUCGAGCGCGGAGCUGCUGGUAUUCACAUCGAGGAUCAGGCUCCUGGCACCAAGAAAUGUGGCCAUAUGGCUGGCAAGGUUCUUGUGCCUAUUAGCGAACACAUUAACCGUUUGGUUGCCAUCCGUGCCCAAGCUGAUAUCAUGGGCUCCGAUCUCCUUGCCAUUGCUAGAACCGAUGCGGAAGCUGCCACUCUCAUCACCUCUACCAUCGAUUACCGCGACCAUGCCUUCAUCGUCGGCUCAACCAACCCCAACCUCCAGCCCCUCGUUGACCUGAUGGUGGCAGCUGAACAGGCCGGAAAGCAAGGGGACGAGCUCCAGGCCAUUGAGGACCAGUGGGUUGCUCAGGCUGGCUUGAAGCUUUUCAGCGAUGCUGUCAUCGAGGCCAUCAACAAGGGGGCGCACUCCAACAAGCAGUCCCUCGUCGAUCAGUACCUGAAGGCCGCCAAGGGCAAGAGCAACGCCGAAGCUCGUGCGAUCGCCAAGAGUAUCACUGGCGUUGACAUCUACUGGAACUGGGAUGCCCCUCGUACCCGUGAGGGUUACUACCGGUACCAGGGUGGCACCCAGUGUGCCGUCAACCGUGGUGUUGCCUUCGCCCCAUUCGCGGAUCUCAUCUGGAUGGAGAGCAAGCUUCCUGACUACGCCCAGGCUAAGGAGUUCGCCGACGGUGUCCACGCCGUCUGGCCCGAGCAAAAGCUUGCGUACAACCUGUCGCCUUCGUUCAACUGGAAGAAGGCCAUGCCCCGCGAUGAGCAAGAGACAUACAUCAAGCGCCUGGGUGCUUUGGGUUACGCCUGGCAGUUCAUCACCCUGGCCGGUCUGCACACCACGGCCCUCAUCUCUGACCAAUUCGCCAGGGCCUUCUCCAAACAGGGCAUGCGCGCUUACGGUGAACUGGUUCAGGAGCCGGAGAUGGAGCAGGGAGUCGAUGUGGUCACUCACCAGAAAUGGAGCGGUGCCAACUAUGUCGAUAACCUCCUGAAGAUGGUCACCGGCGGUGUCAGCAGUACCGCGGCCAUGGGCCAGGGUGUGACGGAAGACCAGUUCAAGCACUAA